AUGCUUCCUUACCUAAAAGGCCAAGAAGUCUUCGGUUAUGUCGAUGGAACAAUUAAAGCACCACCUGCAACUCUUACCGUCAAUGGCACCUCAACUCCAAAUCCCGAAUUCGCUCUCUGGACCAAACAAGAUAAUCUAAUUCUUAGCACUAUUAAUUCCUCUCCCACCGAAGAAGUUCUUGCCCAAGUUUAUCAAUCUGAAACCUCCCAUGCCAUUUGGGUUGCAGUUCAAACAUGUUUUGCUUCUCAAUCUAGAGCCAAAGUUGUCCAAGUUCGGUCUCAAUUAGGUACAUCUCGCAAAGGUCAUCUCUCUGCUACAGAUUACUUCGUGCAAAUCAAGAAACUCGCAGAUCAACUAUCUAUGGCUGGCCAGGCACUCACUUCGGAUGAUAUAAUCACUUAUAUCUUGGCUGGUCUUGGACCGGAAAAUGAUCCCUUGGUUAAUACUAUUGUUGGUCGUGAAAGUAUCACUCUAGAAGAGGUUUACUCUAUGUUUCUCACAACUGAAGCUCGGAUUCUACACAACAAUCAACCACUCUCCGCACUCUCUGUAGCAAGUGUUAAUGUGGCUGCUCGAUCAUUCGAUCCACCUCGUGGUCGGGGUCGCGGUUUUUCUAAUGGUCCUCUAAGCCGUGGUAAUCAGUCCUAUAGAGGAGGAUACAACAACAGCCGUGGAGGUUACAGUGCCAGUAACCAUACUUCCUUCAACCGAAACAAUUCUGGUGUAGUUCAAAGAUCAAACUUAUGGUGUCAGCUUUGUGAAAAACAUGGUCAUACUGUCCACAAGUGUUAUCAUAGGUUUGACGUCACUUUCCAAUCCUCCUAUAAACCAAAAGGUCCAAGUGCUAUGCUUGCCUCCGCCUCGCCGACCACAGACUCUGUUUGGCAUCCUGACACGGGAGCAACUCAUCACAUGACUCCGGAUAUGAACAAACUCACACUUCGCAGUGAGGAUUAUCAAGGUUCAGAUGAGAUUCAGGUUGGAAACGGAGCAGGUACUCAUUUAUCCGUCUCCGACUGGCACAAUCGACUUGGCCAUGCUUCAUUUCCUAUUGUUCAGCACGUUAUUUCUACAAAUAAAUUUCCUAUUGUCAAGAAUAAGAGACACAAUGUUUGUUCUGAUUGUCAGAUGGAAAUUAUUUCCCUACCACACUCUUUAAAUUCCGCCAACUUUACUUCACCUCAAAUGUCUCUUCCUAGUACGACUACUCCGUCUCCAACUCCUGCUACAUCUCAACCAUUGAUAACAAAUGUAUCUGUCCAAGAUCAUGGUGAACGAGAUGUUCCCGUCCAUAAUGCUGAAUCAAAUUAUGUGGUUGCGACCACAACUGCAGCACCAUCUCAUCAAAUGGUGACUCGUUCUAGAACCAACUCUCUCAAGCGGAAAACACCAUUUGCAGGUCUCGCCUUAAAAUAUCCUUUGCCCGAAGCUCUAAUAGCUACUACGCAGCACACUUUUGUUGAGCCUACAUGCUUUAGCGAGGCUGUAAAACACAAUGAAUGGAUCAAGCGAAAAGCCGAUGGCUCUGUUGAACGCUUUAAAGCACGUCUCGUAGCGAAAGGCUACCAUCAACAGCAGGGUAUUGAUUUUACGGAUACUUUCAGUCCAGUUGUAAAAUCAGUCACUAUCCACUUUCCUUCCUAUGUGUGCAAGCUGCAAACGAGUAUUUAUGGGCUCCGUCAAGCACCGCGAGCUUGGUUUUCUCGUCUAACAGAUAAGUUGGUUUCUCUCGGUUUUAAGGGGUGCAAAUCUGAUACCUCCUUAUAUGUUCUUCGGCAAGGUGAUUUACGUGUUUAUUUUCUCAUAUAUGUUGAUGAUAUUAUUGUCACUGGAUCUGACUCACUGAAAAUCCAACACUAUAUUACACUUCUUGGUAAUGAAUUUCCUGUAAAAGAAUUGGGAGAUUUAUCUUUCUUUCUUGGCAUUGAGGCUAUCCGAACUGAUCACGGUUUGUGGCUGACUCAGAGAAAGUAUAUCCUUGAUCUUUUGGUUCGGGCUGGUAUGGACAAAGUGAAACCAUGUACUACACCAAUGGCCACCAACUGCACUUUGUCUAAAUAUGAAGGUUCCACUUUCGAGGAUGCGCAACUUUAUCGUAGUAUUGUGGGAGGCCUGCAAUAUCUUGCUUAUACCAGACCAGACAUAGCUUAUGGUGUUCAUCGGGUCAGCAAAUUCAUGCACUCACCAAGAGUUCCUCAUUGUCAAGCUGUUAAAAGAAUACUACGAUAUCUUAAGCAUUCCAUUUCGAAUGGUUUGCUUUUAUCCAGAACCUUUUCUCAUGAGCUCCAAGCAUAUACUGAUGCUGACUAG
Erythranthe guttata (spotted monkey flower) is the source of this 2310-nucleotide messenger RNA. NCBI's taxonomy places the organism in Eukaryota, Viridiplantae, Streptophyta, Magnoliopsida, Lamiales, Phrymaceae. The record is from RefSeq and is a predicted model, not a curated record.